Messenger RNA from Erythranthe guttata (spotted monkey flower), 1705 nucleotides. RefSeq lists its product as uncharacterized. Lineage: Eukaryota; Viridiplantae; Streptophyta; Magnoliopsida; Lamiales; Phrymaceae. Gene Ontology annotation, molecular function: flavin adenine dinucleotide binding; electron-transferring-flavoprotein dehydrogenase activity. The record is from RefSeq and is a predicted model, not a curated record. Gene Ontology annotation, cellular component: cytoplasm.
AAAGUCAAAAUCUCAGCUGCCAGUUCCGAAGAGAUUGCUUGGUUGAUUCCCCACAUGCAAUUUUUUUUUAUUCCCCAAUUCCCGAUAAAUCCGCGACGAAAUUCGUUAAUCACCAUUUUUCCCCUUUUGAUUUUCCCUACUUUUUCUUCGCCUUUUAAACAAUACAGAUUGGGGGAAUUUAUUCUUCUUCUGCCGUGCUGUUAAAGUUGAUUGAACGUGGGGGAUUUUCGUUGUUUCCUGUUUUGAUCAUCUACAUUGCUUUGAUUCUGCUUCAAAGAUCGAGGAUUUUUGUUUACCCAAUCAAUUUUUUUUUUUUAAUUUUUUUUUCCGAUAUUUUUGGGGAAGUAGAAAAAGGAUUCGCAAUAUUUGUUUAAUUUAAUAGGUGGGGAAUGGAGAAAUUGAUCGGAGAAAAGAAGAGGGUGGUGGUUGUCGGCGGCGGAGUUGCCGGCUCUCUCAUCGCCAAAACCCUUCAAAACCAUACAGAUGUUUUUCUCAUUGAUUCGAAGGAAUAUUUUGAGAUCCCCUGGACAAACUUGAGAUCAAUGGUGGAACCAUCGUUUGCGGAAAGAACAGUGAUCAAUCACUCGGACUACCUUCCGAAUGCUCACAUUGUUACAUCCGAUGCAACGAGCAUCACCGAAACCGAAGUUGUGACCGCACAAGGACGCGUAAUUGCGUACGAUUAUCUCGUCAUCGCCACCGGGCAUGUGAGCGCCGGUGCAUUUUCGAAAACCGAGAAGCUAAGUUACUACAAAGCAGAGCAGGAAAAAAUAAAAUCGGCAGAUUCAAUUUUAAUCGUUGGAGGCGGGCCCACAGGCGUAGAACUAGCUGCUGAAAUUGUUGUUGACUUUCCUGACAAGAAGGUAACACUGGUGCACCGUGGAUCGAGGUUAAUGGAAUUUAUCGGAGAAAAGGCCAGCAAAAAGGCGCUCGAUUGGUUGACUUCGAAGAAGGUUGAAGUCAUCAUGGAACAGUCUGUUGACUUGACUUCUGCGUCGAACGGUGUUUACGAGACAUCAGGUGGGGAGAAAAUUACAGCCGAUUGCUAUUUCCUCUGCACCGGCAGUCGAACCGGUUCAUCGUGGUUAAAGGAAACAUUUUUGGGAGAGAGUUUGGAUAUUCACGGAAGGUUAAUGGUUGAUGCAAAAUUAAGGGUCAAGGGUUAUAGUAACAUCUUUGCUAUUGGAGAUAUCACCGAUAUUCCUGAAAUAAAACAAGGAUAUUUGGCUCAAGCGCACGCUUCAUUGGCGGCAAAGAACUUGAAGUUGUUGAUAAAGGGAGAAAGCGAGAAGAAGAUGUAUAGUUACAAGGCGGGUCCCGCAAUGGCGGUCGUUUCACUUGGAAGAAAAGAGGGAUUGGCUCAAAUUAUGUGUUUGACUAUUGUCGGGCGCAUACCUGGCAUUUUGAAAUCGGGCGAUUUGUUUGUCGGAAAAACGAGGAAGGCUCUCGGCCUCAAAUCUACCCUUUCGUAAACCAACAAGAUAUUCGCUUUGUGCUUGGAUUAUUCUGUGUGUUGUAUUCUUAUACCUAAAGAAAAAAAAAACUCCGUUCGCGUCGAAAUUUGUGUUCACGAAUCGAUGAGGCUUGUUUGGCUGAAUUUGUUGUGGUGGUGGUGUUCUACGAUGUAUUUGAAAUUGUAUUUUGAGUUAUUGUUGUGGAUUUGAAAUCCGUUUUGUGUGGAGUUAUUUGAAAUUUCUCUUUCGAU